CGAUUAAUUGCUUGCGUUUGUCCAUUAUUGAAUUGUAAUUUUAAUUGUAUAAAUGCAAGUGUAUCAAUUUUGUAGGAAUUUUAAAUAAACUCAAUUCUACUUGAAUGUGAUUUCAUUUGUCAGGGAAAAGUUGUUUUAAUUUUAAAUAUUUUUAUCGAUAAUCUAUCGUUGCAUAAUUUGUCGUAACUGCUAUCACUUCGCAUUCUGUUAGCAUUGGUUCGCAUGAAAAUAUGCAAGGCAGUUGUUAGUAAGUGCUUUAUACGUUCGCAAGAAACAGUUUAUUUAGGAUUAUUUUUUAAAAACAGAAAUAAUUCCAUUAAUUAUUUUUGGAAGUAGAAGGAAUGUGAAUAAAGGUGCAAUUUCAUGCCAAAGUUGUUAUGACACUGGGAAGAUGCUGUCUUUUGUCAAUAAUUCGUUACACAUCCGAGUUAACUAAACAACGGUGCGGUCAGAAUCGAGGCACGAAGUCUCAUUUACUUCAAGGUGCUUCUUUAUCAAUCGGUGUACAUCAGCUAGGCAGGACACGAGAAAAGUCAUUGACUUUUCUGACUUUUUCUGCAAAUAUGGCUUCAACAAGUAACUCUAAAAACAAGCAGCAGGAGACAAAUAAUCGACUUGCUUUAGAAAAAUCUCCUUAUUUACGACAACAUGCUACCAAUCCGGUUGAUUGGUAUCCAUGGUGCGAUGAAGCCUUAAAAAAAGCAAUGAAUGAGGAUAAACUGAUUUUUUUAUCUGUUGGGUAUUCCACAUGCCAUUGGUGCCAUGUUAUGGAGAAAGAAUCCUUUAAAAAUAAGGAAAUUGCUAAGAUAAUGAAUGAGAAUUUCAUUAAUAUAAAAGUAGACAGAGAAGAAAGACCAGACAUUGAUAGAAUAUAUAUGACUUUUAUACAGGCAUUGACUGGUCAUGGUGGAUGGCCAAUGAGUGUAUUUCUCACUCCUGAUUUAAAACCCGUAAUUGGUGGGACAUAUUUUCCUCCAGAAGACACACGUACACAAACUGGGUUUAAAACUAUCCUGCUUAAUAUCGCUCAAAAGUGGAAAGAACUUAAAACCAAAAUGAUAGAAUCUGGUUCCCAUAAUCUUGAAACACUACAAAAUAUUUCUGAUAUUUCACAUACAUCAAAGACAGAUGAUGUCCCAUCGUUGGAAUGUUGCAAAAUAUGCAUUCAACAGCUUACAAAUGAAUUUGAACCUGAAUUUGGUGGAUUUGGUUCAGAAUAUAUGCAGUCGCCCAAGUUUCCACAGCCAGUGAAUCUUAAUUUUUUAUUUUAUAUGUAUAUACGUCAACCCACAGAAGAGAUUGCCAAACAGUGUUUGCACAUGUGUGUAUAUACUUUGACAAAAAUGUCCUACGGUGGCAUUCAUGAUCACGUAGGUCAGGGCUUUUCAAGAUACUCAACCGAUAGUGAAUGGCAUGUUCCUCAUUUUGAAAAGAUGUUAUAUGAUCAGGGUCAGUUGAUGCAAUCUUAUGCAGAUGCAUAUCUCGCGACGAAAGAUGUUCUUUUUGCUGAAGUUAUUGAUGACAUAGCUACAUACGUAGUAAGAGAUCUACGACAUCAGGAAGGGGGCUUUUAUAGUGCUGAAGAUGCUGACUCGUACCCUACACCUGAUGCAAAUGCAAAAAAGGAGGGUGCAUUUUAUGUGUGGACUGCUACAGAAGUUAAAUCGCUUCUAGAUAAAGAAAUUUCUGGUGGAAAGAACAUUAAAUUGUCCGAUAUUUUCUGUCACCAUUUCAACAUAAAAGAGUCAGGGAACGUAAAAAAGUAUCAAGAUCCUCACGGAGAGUUAACAGGAAAGAAUGUAUUAAUAAUGUAUAAUGGAAUUGAAGACACCGCUAAGAAGUUUAAUCUGACUAAUGAAGAAACGAAGUCGCAUUUGAAAGAAGCAUGCUCCAUUUUGUACAAAGCUAGGUCGGCAAGACCGCGACCUCACUUGGACGAUAAAAUUAUUGCAGCAUGGAACGGUCUCAUGAUAAGUGGUUUGGCGCGUGGAGGAGCAGCGGUUGGUAAUACGCAAUACAUUGAGUACGCGGCUGAUGCAGCAAAAUUUAUCGAACGCUACCUCUUUGACGAGACUAAAGGUGUACUACUUCGCAGUUGUUACCGCGAUGAUAAAGAUGCAAUUACACAAACGAGUGUUCCCAUAGCUGGUUUUCUAGACGAUUAUGCGUUCGUUGUAAAAGGAUUGUUAGAUUUGUACGAGGCUAGCCUGAGAGUACGAUGGUUAGAAUUAGCCGAGAAAUUACAAAAUAUUCAAGACAAACUCUUUUGGGACGAAGCGAACGGUGGAUACUUUUCAACGACGUCGGAGGAUCCCGCUAUAAUUCUUCGGCUCAAGGAGGCUCACGACGGAGCAGAACCAUCGGGCAACUCGAUUGCCGCCGAAAAUCUCCUGCGACUGGCCGAUUACUUGGAUCGCAGCGAACUCAAAGAUAGAGCCGCACGUCUUUUUGGAUCGUUUAGACGCUUGUUGAUGGUAAGACCCAUCGCGCUUCCACAACUAGUAUUGGCGCUUGUUCGUUAUUACGAUGAUGCAACCCAGAUUUAUAUUGCUGGGAAACGGGACGCAAAGGAUACCAAUGACUUACUUCGCGUUGUGUACGAACGUUUGAUACCUGGGAGGACUCUUCUUUUUGCCGAUCCCGAUGACACGAGUAGUAUGUUAUUUCGCAGAAACGAACAUCUUUGCAAAAUGAAACCUUUGGAUGGUCGAGCAACGGCUUACGUUUGUCGAAACCAUACGUGCUCUUUACCUGUUACGGAUCCUGUACGAUUGGCAGUUUUGCUAGACGACCAGCGAUAUGUUACCAAAUAAUAAUUGCAGUUUAUAGACGUUUAAACUAACCUUUAACUCUGUAUAACUCUAGGAAGACUGAAUCACGAGCUGUUAUGCUAGGAACUAAGAAGGUUGCUCAUCGAGUCCACCUGCGUUUCCCUUUAUUCGAUUGGUAAACAAUCGGUUAAAAAUUACUACUUUAAAAUCAAAGCCGAUACGUAAAUAUUAACUUUGAUAUAUCAACGACAAUAAACAAUUUUCUAGAAGUAUUUUACUUGGGGAAAGGAGCAUAUAUUUAAGAUUUUCUGAAAGGUGGGCUCGACAAGCCUCGACUUCAGUUUUUCUAAGGUUAUGUGUCACGGUGAACGAAGACCGCUAGGUUACACAGGAAAAUAAAACAGUUUUGUAGGCAGUUACGUACGCUAUAAAAUGUAAUAAAUUCGACUAAACCAUAUGCCGGAGGUGUCCAAGAUAAGCUCCAAGAAACGUAACUUACGGCGAACAUAUAUAUAUACUAUAGUAUAGCUCCUAGUGGAAUAGCGGGGAUAUUCCAACACUUCAUUAAAUAGUGAAUUCGUUGUAAUUCAGAUUUCUAAGAGCUCAAUUUGGACACGUUUGCUGUACACGUUACACGUUGAAUUGUAUAAUAAAAAAUCGAUUGUUACUUGAGAAUUGAGGGAAGUUAAUACUUGUUACAUACGAUUGUAAAUACUUUUUUUUUUGUUUAAAUAAAGCGAAGAUGUUGGAAGUA
Molecule: messenger RNA, 3525 nt
Organism: Hylaeus anthracinus
Lineage: Eukaryota; Metazoa; Arthropoda; Insecta; Hymenoptera; Colletidae
Product: spermatogenesis-associated protein 20
Exons: 13
Coding region: 378-2813 (811 amino acids)
Biological process (GO): carbohydrate metabolic process
Source: RefSeq, a predicted model, not a curated record